Molecule: messenger RNA, 973 nt
Organism: Tuber aestivum (summer truffle)
Lineage: Eukaryota; Fungi; Ascomycota; Pezizomycetes; Pezizales; Tuberaceae
Source: the annotation of a GenBank genome assembly
GUGCUUCGCGGCGUCGGUGCGAGUCCGAUACAGCAGUUAUGGUGCCAUCAGCAUCCAGGGGGUUGUCAGCUUUAAGUUUGUCUCUUGAAAAUUUGACGGUUUGGGGUACCCGUAUUAAUUUGGGUAAGAGAGACACCUCGCAGGACGUCUAGGUUUCCCCUCUCUGUAAAGUGGUUUUAUUAUGCCAGUAUUUUCCCCCGUCCCCGACAAAAUAGGAAAGCCAGACGUCCCGAGACAUGUUACACUUAUUCAAUUUAAUACGGUAGUUGGAUAGGAGUGGGUUUUGUGGUGUGUUUUUUUCUUCUUAUUUUUUUGCGCUUGGGGGUUUAGAUUCUUCUUUCUAUUCGGGGGGUGCGUUAAGUCUGGCGAUAUCCAGAUACGGUGGCCGAUUUAGACUACCGUAUGGUUUAGUGAGCAGGGGUAUGUGGAGGGGCUAAUACAAAACUACCGUACUGGUAGAACAGAGCAGAUCCUUAGUCGUGUUGACCGGGAUUUUUUGUAUGGGGGGAAACAGGCUGGUGACAGCAAACACUUAGCGCACUGGCACUACACUAUUUACUAAACUACAAAAAAACGGAGAAAACAAGGCUCAGACAUUGGUACUUGUACUUGUACUACCGGGCCUUACUUACCCUUGCACCCUUGUAUGAUACCCGAGUAUGGUACCGGUACUCGUUUACGUGUACCUGGUAUAAUACGUACGGCACAGGUAUAAUAUGACGUUGUAUUAGGUGUUUAGUCAUGGUGAGAGGGAGGGAUGCGACUGGUCAGUCAAGCAUAGUCUAAAGCUGAUCCGAUUAUCAUACCGUCGUAUAUGAUAAGUUAGCGACCUCACUGUACAGUACUAUAAUGGACGAACGAGCGAGCGAGAAAGAAGCCAGAGUACGGUGCUGCAUGACACAGCACCGCAGAGGCCACCAUAAACAAUGGAAAUGAGAAAACAAAAACACUCUUUAUCGUAUUAUAUCACUGA